Pediculus humanus corporis (human body louse) is the source of this 6237-nucleotide messenger RNA. RefSeq names its product ubiquitin protein ligase E3a, putative. The transcript is spliced from 32 exons. Gene Ontology annotation, cellular component: nuclear speck. Bases 1 to 6237 code for a protein of 2078 amino acids. Gene Ontology annotation, molecular function: ubiquitin protein ligase activity; zinc ion binding. The record is from RefSeq and is a predicted model, not a curated record. NCBI's taxonomy places the organism in Eukaryota, Metazoa, Arthropoda, Insecta, Psocodea, Pediculidae. Gene Ontology annotation, biological process: DNA damage response; regulation of double-strand break repair; protein polyubiquitination.
AUGGCCGAGAAAGAUAAUCGUCGGAGCGGGGGGGAUUCGCUUGAGCGCCACUCUAGCUCCAGGAAAGCCUCUCGGCAUAAGGACGAUUAUUUGACCGAGCCAAACCUCACCAGCAAAAGAGGUAUUCGUCGUAAAACUUUAUCUGCCACGGUUGAUGAACCUUUUGGUCUACCUCGUUCCAAAAAAAGAAAAGUUGAGGAUCAGACAAGUGCUAACUUACAAAACAGAAAAUUAGAUAAAAAAGUUGCAGGAAAAGGAGAAGGAAGUUGUUUAAAAGAAAAAACAAGCGGAACCAAAUCGCAUUGCAAAAAAAAUUAUUGGAUAAUAAGUGAGCAAACGAAAAAUUACAGUGCAAGUACAUCACCAAAUAGUGUUAAAAUAAAUAAAAACAAUAACGUAUUUAUAUUAAAAAGUGGAUGUAAAAAAAAUAAUUCAAAUUCUGCGAAUGAAAAGUCAAAAUUUGAAGAAACAGAAAAAGAAUUAAAGGAAAAAGUCAAAAGCAAGCCUAAAACAAAUCGAGGAAGAAAAGAAAAGAAAAAAGUUUUUCAUUCAAAGGAAGAGGAAAAAGGAAAAUUAAUUAAAGCUCCUAAAGCUACUAGUUCUACGGAUUUACCUAUUCCCCUGUUAGAGCAAGGAAAUAAUCGGAUCUACGCCUUAAGAAAUCAGGUACGUCUUGAUUCGACAGGAGCAUUAAUUCCAUUGUAUCCUCCGUCCAGAGCAGAAAUAGCUAUCGCACAAGGUCGUAAACCAUUCAUUCCUAAAAGAACAAAAGUGCAAGCUACGACAGCUUGGAAAGUUACAGUGGAGGCUAAUAAAUCGGAGGACAAAACGGAUAAUCAGAAGUCACCGGAAAUCACUGUAGGCCCGCAAAUUCGGGUAACCUUGCGGCGAAGCGCUCGCAGCAAGCACAACACGGGGUCUUGCGCUAGCACCAGCCGACGCUCAUCCCGAGCUGGGAAAGUUGGAGCAGGUUCCAGUUGGGCGAUGAUGUCGGCUGGCCAGGGCCCUUCCACUGCUUCUUCUCAGGGACCAUCUACAUCGGAUGAAACCGUCCCUCCGACUACAACAUCAUCGGUCGGCGCUUCCGCUGAGACUCUCGCUAAAGAAAAAAUUAAUAAAAUAAAAAUUUCUGAAAAUAUUGAUCUUUCUCGGGGGAAAAAAAAUAAUGAUUGGGAAAUAAAUGCUGAGCCUUCUACUAGCAGAGACUCUGGAAAAUCUUGUAUUCAAUUGCCACUUUCAGAUACGUUUUUUGUUGAUUUUUCAGCUUCUGCUUCUGGCACAGCGACUGUCCGUGAAUCAUACGAUUUGACUUCUGAGAGUGACGACAAUAAUGAAGUCGGCCGUUUGCAAGCUCUUCUUGAAUCUCGAGGUCUUCCACCUCAUUUAUUCGGAGCUUUGGGACCUAGAGUGCAACAUUUUUUGAAUAGGAACAUGGGUGUUAGCUCUUUAUCUAAAGCCCAACAAUUGUUACAAGGACUGCAAGCUACUGGAGAUGAAAAUCAACAACUUCAAGCUGUAAUUGAAAUGUGUCAAAUGUUAAUUAUGGGAAACGAGGAUACGUUAACAGGUUUUCCCGUUAAAGAAGUCGUACCUGCCCUUAUAUCAUUAAUGUCCGUGGAUGAAAAUUACGUUAUCAUGAACCAUGCUUGUCGAGCGUUAACGUAUAUGAUGGAAGCUCUACCAAGAUCUUCGGCUGUUGUCGUUGAUGCUGUACCUGUUUUUUUGGAAAAACUUCAAGAAAUUCAGUGUAUGGACGUAGCCGAACAAAGUUUAACUGCUUUAGAAAUGCUUUCAGUCAGGCACAGCAAAAGUAUUUUGCAAGCGAGAGGAGUCGCUGCUUGUUUAAAAUAUUUAGAUUUUUUUAGCCUGGGAGCUCAACGUUCUGCUCUCGCUGUAACUGCAAAUUGUUGUCAAAAUCUACAUGUUUUGGAAUUAAAUUAUGUGUCAGAUUCGUUGCCUAUUUUAGCUUCCCGUCUUACGAGGGCAAACAAAAAAUGUGUUGAAAGCAUUUGCCAGGCUUUUUGUCGUUUGGUAGACAGUUUUCAAAAUGAUCCGACCAAAUUAUUAGAAAUAGCAAGUCCUAUGCUUCUUACCAAUCUUCAGCAACUUUUGGUAGAAUCACCACCCGUUAUUAGUACCAGCACUUUUAUUAGCGUAUUGAGAAUGUUGACUCUUAUGUGCGCUGUUUGUCCUGAAUUAUCUUUAACUCUUCUUAAGCAAUGCAUCGCUGAUACACUUUGUUAUCUUCUAACAGGAUCCGCUGAAAAAAGUUCACAUUUCGAAAUUGAAUUGGUUUCUCGAAGUCCCCAGGAGUUAUAUGAAAUGACUUGCUUAAUUGGAGAGUUGAUGCCUAAGCUUCCAACGGACGGUAUUUUUGCAGUUGAAUGUUUAUUAGAACGACCAAAUAAUUCUAUAUUGGAUGCUGUACAAUGGCAAUGGAGAGAUGAGCAAGGUCACUGGCAUCCUUACGGUAGCUGGGAUUCGAGAAUGAUUGAAGUAGCUCAUCAGAAUGGAGAACCAGAAAUUUUGUUACACUCUCGACAUUCAACAUAUACAAUCAAUUUUCACGCUAUGACGCAGAUAAGUGAAGAUUAUGUAACUUCGUGGCCGAUAAGAAGGAGGGUAAAUCCUACAGCUGUUUUAGGUGGAUCUCAGGAUAUAACAUCUAAUAAUUAUGUUGUUUUACUUGCUGAAAACACAAAUGGAAAUAUAACUCCUGUUAAUUCAAACGUUGGGAUAACAAAAAAUGCUAACGAAGAAAGAGAAUUGGCUUCAUCUUUUGUUCGCUCAUUGUUUUCAACUUUGUACGAAGUUUACAGUUCAUCAGCGGGACCAGCUGUACGAUACAAAUGUUUAAAAGCUUUAUUACGAAUGGUUCACUUUUCCUCUCCUGAGUUGUUAAAGGACGUUUUAAAAAAUCAAAUAGUAUCAAGUCACAUUGCUGGUAUGCUCGCAUCUCACGAUUUAAGAAUUGUUGUGGGAGCUUUGCAAAUGGCCAACAUAUUAAUGCAAAAAUUAUCAGACGUUUUUACAAUUCGCUUUAUGAGAGAAGGAGUUGUUCAUCAAAUAAAACAGUUAGCUUCUGUUGAAAAUGUAGCUGAAACUCCGCCAUCUCUUCCUAAUAUUCCCACUCCUUCUACAUCAUCGUCGACUUCUCUUUCUUUUUCCCUUAAUAACUCGAAUAUAAAUGGAGCCCUAGUUCAAAAUGAUGAUUAUAAUAUGCCUAAUGACGAUAAUUUUUAUCAAAGUUCUUCACAGUUAAAAUUGAGUGAUGUUUUGUCUCGUAAGAGAAAAUCAAAAAGAGGAACCGUUGCGGCAAAUAGAUCUAAAAACAAACACGAGGAUUCUUUACCUUGUUCAAUGGUGCAAGAUAUUAUUAGCAAAGCUACUUCUUUGGGUACUUCAGGAAGAUCAACUCCAACAGGUACUUCUAGAAGUAGGUUUUCUAGUGCUGGAUCUAAAACAACGUCUUUUCUGGCAAGUUUAAAUCCCGCAAGGUGGGGUAGAUCUCUCAAUAAUAGUUCAAGUCUUGGAGAACGUCAUUUUUCAAAGGACUCCGCUUUAUCAAAAUCACCUAGCAAUUCAAAUUUAACGGCAGGAAACAAAGAAAAAAUUCGAUGUUGGAUUCGUGAAACGGCUUCAAAAUUUAUCGAAGUUUAUUUUUCUGAGGAAAUAACAUGUCAGCUUCCUGCCGCGGACGUACUUUUCAAGUUAACUCAACUAAUAAGAAAAUUGCAAUCCUCAGAUUUAAGAAAUGAAGGAUUGCCUGCUUUAAAAGAAUUAUGUGAUAUUUUAAAAGAGUCUGACAUUUCGCCUUUUGAAGUUAACCACAGUGGUUUGGUUGAGGCUCUUCUUGAAUUUUUAACUAAUGAAAACGAUGGGAGAAGAGACUCGUGCCUUCGAGGUUUUCUUCAUAUUUUUGCGGGUUGCCCACUGGAACGAAAUGGUUCUGUAGAUAGUAUUAAUAGUAAUUGCUUAUCACUAUUAGUAUCAAAAUUAAAUAGCUGUGUAUCUCAAGUGGAACAGUUUCCGGUAAAAGUUCAUGACUUGCCCAUAGGAGCAGGCGGUGCAAGAGGCGGAACUAGUGCUUUGAAAUUUUUUAACACGCAUCAGCUUAAGUGUAAUCUACAGCGUCAUCCUGAUUGUACAAAUCUAAAACAGUGGAAAGGUGGCUCUGUAAAAAUAGAUCCCUUAGCUUUGGUUCAAGCUAUAGAAAGAUAUUUAAUAGUUCGAGGUUACGGUCGUAUUCGAGUUCAAGAUUCUGGAGAAUCUGAUGAUGAUAAUUCUGAAGAUGAUGACAUAGACGAUACAUUAGCCGCAGUUGUGAUUUCACAAGGAACUUCUCGACAUCAACUUCAAUUUCUAAUAGGAGAUCAUGUAUUACCAUAUAAUAUGACGGUUUAUCAAGCAGUUAGACAGUUCACUAAUUUAAAUAGCACCGAUCAGUCAGAAACUGAUACAGAUACUGAAAUGCCUUUAGGACAUUCCAGUGUUUGGGUUCAAACUCAUACAAUUCAGUACAGGCCCGCGCCCCCCAGUGUUGGUCCUCUAAACGUUCAAAGUAAUAGAAAACACAAAGGUUCCGUUAAUAAAUCGCAUGGUAAAUCUGAUCAUUUGUGGAAUGAUGGAUCUGUUCCAGCCUUACAUUCUUCUUUAGUUCCUUUUUUAACUAAUAAACUGCCAGAUAAUGUUACGAUUCAAGACUCGUCUCUUCAAGUUUUAAAUCUUCUUCGGGUCCUUCACGCUCUUAGUCGUUACUGGGGAACUUUAUACAAUGUCACAUCUUAUUCUGAACUAUUGCCUAUGAGUUGCUUUGUCAAUAAUAAAAUAUCAGCUAAAACUAGUAGACAGCUUCAAGAUCCUUUAGUUAUAAUGACUGGAAAUUUACCUAUCUGGCUUCAACAAAUAGCUAUGUCGUGCCCAUUUUUGCUUCCAUUCGAAACAAGGCAGCUUCUUUUUUAUGCAACUUCUUUCGAUCGAGACAGAGCACUUCAAAGAUUAUUGGAUGCCACUCCAGAUCUUAGUUCCUCGGAUAGCGCGGAAAGAGUUACUCCUAAAUUAGAUCGUCGCAAAAGGACAAUAUCUAGAGACGAUAUUUUAAAACAAGCGGAAUUAGUAAUUCAAGAUUUGGCUUCCAGUAGAGCUCUUUUAGAAGUUCAAUACGAGGAUGAAGUUGGUACGGGAUUGGGUCCCACAUUAGAGUUUUAUGCACUUGUUUCAAGAGAGCUUCAAAGAGCAGAUUUGGAUUUAUGGGCCGGCGAUAAGGCUGUAGGUCCCGAAGGAGUCACAUAUAUAAAUGCUCAUCAAGGCCUGUUUCCAGCUCCCCUCUCUCGUUCUUCUAAAUACACACAUACAUACCUUACUAAAAUUAAGUCUAAAUUUAGGUUUUUGGGUAAAUUUAUGGCUAAAGCUGUUAUGGAUUCAAGACUGUUGGAUUUACCUUUUAGCCUCGUUUUUUAUCGAUGGCUGUUGGGUGAAGAAGGAUCUCUGCAUUUACCUGAUUUAGUUUAUGUAGCUCCUCAAAUUCAUCAGACAUUAGCCAAACUGCAAAGUUUUCUUUGGCGGAAAAAUUUGCAAAAAAAUUUAACUGACUGUGAUGAAAUCGGAUGCCCUAUUGAAGAUUUAUGUUUAACAUUCACCGUUCCCGGUCACGCAGACCUCGAAUUGAGAAAGGGUGGAAAAGAUAUUUUAGUUACUGAAGAAAAUCUAGACCAGUAUAUAAAAUUGGUAUGCCAUUGGUUAUUAGUGGAAGGAGUUAGUCGUCAAAUGGAAGCUCUUCGUGAAGGUUUUGAAGCUGUUUUCCCUCUGCAACAACUUCACAUGUUUUACCCAGAAGAGCUGGAUGCUGUUUUUUGCGGUUUAGGAGAGCAGCUAGGAUGGGAUGUAAAAACUUUGUCCGAAUGUUUCCGACCUGCUCAUGGAUACACAUUAGAUUCCAAAGCUAUUAGGUUCCUUUUCGAAGUACUCAGCAGCUACAAUGCGACUGAACAACGACUGUUUCUACAAUUUGUGACUGGAUCUCCAAGACUUCCAGUGGGAGGUUUCAAGAGCUUAUCACCGCCAUUAACAGUAGUUAGAAAAGACGUGGAAGGCGAAGCUUCUUCCGAUAACUUCCUUCCAAGCGUAAUGACUUGCGUUAAUUACCUCAAGCUGCCUGAUUAUUCAUCGGUAGAAAUAAUGAGACAAAGGCUCAGCAUUGCCGCUAGAGAAGGUUCACAUUCUUUCCACCUCUCCUAG